UCUCUCAGGUUUUCCUCCUCCCGCGGUCUUCCCAGCUGGAGGAGAGGUCGGAGGCCAGCGCCUCUGACCGACUGGCGCCGGUGCAUCUGGGCUCUCCCUACCGGGCGCGCCGGGAAAACGCGCCGCCCCUGGGGCUUCCAACUCCAGUCACAAUUCGGAGCCUUCGCAGAGCCACUCGCACGAUGGAAGUUAUAUGACAUAGAAUAUUUGGGGUGACAUCUUGAAAGAUCUUCAAGAAUUACAGAAGACAAAAAACACUAAUGCAUUUGAGAAAGUGCUAAAGUUUGGGGGGAGGGGAAAAAAACUGCUUUCCUGAUCUGCAACUUGGCUGGAUGCUAAGAUGUCUGUGGACAUGAAUAGCCAGGGGUCUGACAGCAAUGAAGAGGACUAUGACCCAAAUUGUGAGGAAGAAGAAGAGGAUGAAGAUCCUGGGGACAUAGAGGACUAUUACGUGGGAGUAGCCAGCGAUGUGGAGCAGCAGGGGGCUGAUGCCUUUGAUCCUGAGGAGUACCAGUUCACCUGCUUGACCUACAAGGAGUCCGAGGGUGCCCUCAAUGAGCACAUGACCAGCUUAGCCUCUGUUCUAAAGGUAUCUCAUUCCGUUGCUAAACUUAUAUUAGUUAAUUUCCACUGGCAAGUUGCAGAGAUAUUGGACAGAUACAAGUCUAAUUCUGCUCAGCUGCUUGUUGAGGCUCGAGUUCAGCCCAGUCCCUCAAAACAUGUUCCCACAGCCCACCCCCCUCACCACUGCGCAGUGUGUAUGCAGUUUGUGCGGAAGGAAAACCUACUUUCUCUGGCCUGUCAGCACCAGUUUUGCCGUAGCUGCUGGGAGCAGCACUGCUCAGUACUUGUCAAGGACGGCGUGGGUGUGGGAGUUUCUUGCAUGGCUCAGGACUGCCCACUCCGAACACCAGAGGACUUUGUGUUUCCAUUGCUGCCCAAUGAAGAAUUGAGAGAUAAAUACAGGCGCUACCUCUUUAGGGACUAUGUGGAGAGUCAUUAUCAGCUCCAGCUGUGCCCUGGUGCAGACUGCCCCAUGGUUAUUCGGGUACAGGAGCCUAGAGCUCGCCGAGUACAGUGCAAUCGGUGCAACGAGGUCUUCUGUUUCAAGUGUCGUCAGAUGUAUCACGCCCCCACAGACUGCGCCACAAUCCGGAAAUGGCUCACGAAAUGUGCAGAUGACUCCGAAACAGCUAACUACAUUAGUGCUCACACUAAAGAUUGUCCCAAGUGUAACAUCUGCAUUGAGAAGAAUGGAGGCUGCAAUCAUAUGCAAUGCUCCAAGUGUAAACACGACUUCUGCUGGAUGUGUCUAGGAGAUUGGAAGACCCACGGCAGCGAGUACUAUGAAUGCAGUCGGUACAAGGAGAAUCCUGACAUUGUCAACCAGAGCCAGCAAGCCCAGGCCAGGGAGGCCCUUAAGAAGUACUUGUUUUACUUUGAGAGGUGGGAAAACCACAAUAAGAGCUUACAGCUAGAGGCGCAGACAUACCAGCGGAUUCAUGAGAAGAUUCAGGAGAGGGUCAUGAAUAAUCUGGGGACAUGGAUCGACUGGCAGUACCUACAGAAUGCUGCCAAGCUCUUGGCCAAGUGCCGAUAUACCCUGCAGUACACUUACCCCUACGCGUACUACAUGGAGUCUGGACCCAGGAAGAAACUGUUUGAAUACCAGCAGGCUCAGCUGGAGGCUGAGAUCGAAAACCUGUCAUGGAAAGUGGAGCGCGCAGACAGCUAUGACAGAGGGGACUUAGAGAACCAGAUGCACAUAGCAGAGCAGCGGAGGAGAACCCUGCUGAAGGAUUUCCAUGACACCUAGGUGGGACAUGGGCGUGCCAGAGUGCGGAAGAUGUGGCCGUGAGGCCUCCGGGCUGCCACUGCAUGCUGCAGGCUCUGCCUUUCACAACCCCAGGCAACAGCCAGGGCCCCGCUCCUGAGAGACACUGGCCGCACACCUCUUAGUCCACUUCCGUUUUCUUCUCCUCUUUUUGCUUUUUGUUUUUACCAGGGUAGAGGCCAUGUUGAAUUGGCCUCUUUUCAGGACUUUUAAUUCCCCCUGGAUGGUUGUUGGGAGGGAGGGAAAGUUUUUUCUGAAUGACUAUUAAUAGUACUAGAUCAUUACAACUUAUGUAAUUUUCAAAGGUUGUAUAAUUAUAAAAAAAAAAACAUAGAAUUACACAAAACCCUUUUUAAAAAUAAAUUGGCAAUGGAGUGUUUUACCCUCUAGCUAUUUUACUUAGAAUGCAACAUGUACUGCCUCCACCCCCCUGCCUCAGAAGGUCUACUGCAAGAGGGCCCCAGGGUGGUCUCUGUUUUCCAGAUUCUCGUGUUUGGCCACAGUAGGUGUCCCAAGGGAAGAGUGUGGGUGACAGAUGGUGGGGAAUGGAGUUGGCCUAUGUAAUGGCUCUAUGAAUGGAGCACAGAGAAUCACAUCAUGCCUCCUGCCUGGUCCUUAGAGACCUUUUAGUGGUCUGGUGCACCUGCCUCACCUUGCAGUGAGGAGAUAAUACAAAAAAGGGCCUUGUCACAGGGUAUCAUUGUCUGAUGGCACUGUGUGUCUGUGGGCCCAUCUUUCUUCCAGGUUUACCUGGGUCUGGCUACUAAGGCCAGAGCCCACAGCAGAGCAUAGGUGAUCUUGUAGCUCUCCAGACCAGGGAUUUGAGUUCAGCACAGUGUUUCAUUUUGUCUCCUAAAGAUAGAGAUCUACUUUUAAAGGGAAUUAUCCCCCAGAUAAAUUUGUUUUACCUUG
This is a messenger RNA of Hyaena hyaena (striped hyena), 2746 nucleotides long. RefSeq names its product ariadne RBR E3 ubiquitin protein ligase 2 (gene ARIH2). The record is from RefSeq and is a predicted model, not a curated record. Gene Ontology annotation, cellular component: ubiquitin ligase complex; cytoplasm. Gene Ontology annotation, biological process: positive regulation of proteasomal ubiquitin-dependent protein catabolic process; ubiquitin-dependent protein catabolic process; protein polyubiquitination. The transcript has 16 exons. Lineage: Eukaryota; Metazoa; Chordata; Mammalia; Carnivora; Hyaenidae. Gene Ontology annotation, molecular function: ubiquitin protein ligase activity; ubiquitin conjugating enzyme binding; zinc ion binding. Bases 341 to 1816 code for a protein of 491 amino acids.